AUGGCCCAACCUGCCCAUGGCCUCAACGGCAACCUGGACGACGCCCUUCUUUCGCAUCUCUCCAAAGGCGGAAAAGUGGUCAGGGUCCACCAGCUUCGUUUGAGCGAUUGGUGCGACACUACGAGAUACAACGUCGAACUGCCAGAUGGCACUCUUGAGAGCUUCUUCGAAAAGAGGGCCUUUGGAGAAGAUGGCGCCGACUUAAUUCAGGCCCACUGGCACUCCGAGAGCAGCAUCUUCAAGUUCAUCCCCGAGUUCGUCCCUAGGCCCAUUGCCUCUGGCACCUACCGGUCCAACCCCGACGCCCACUAUAUUCUCAUGGAGUUUGAGGACAUGGACAACGACACCGUCCCGGGACCGGAGGAGUACAUGGCCGCAUCGGCUGCCCUGCAACUCAGAAGUCUGGGCCAGUCCCCAACAGGAAAGUUUGGCUUUCCCGUCGCCACUCUCUUCGGCCAUCUGAAGCACCCGAACGGUUGGCAGUCGUCGUGGCAGGUGUGGUGGACGAACCAUAUGAGGUUCAUUUUGGAGCGCGAGGAAGAGAUCCGGGAACAACACACGGAACAGAACGCCAGGUUGGUCGACGACUGCAUGUCCAAAGUCCUCCCCCGUUACUUGGGUCCGUGGGAGAGCGGGGGGCGCUCUAUUCAACCGGCCUUGUGUCACACAGUUCUGUGGCCAGGGAACGUCAAGUUCAAAACCGUCGGCGGUUCUGUCAUCGUUUUUGACGCCAAUUCCUUGUGGGCUCACGGUGAGGCUAGGAAUCAUUCGAAACCCGACAUCUCGGUUGGGAGACGCUUCGUGAACGCCUACCUGAGAAGAAUGCCCAUAUCGGAGCCCAGAGAGGACUUCGACAGCCGCGUCAUCAUGUACAUGAUCAGGCACGAAGUGUGUCGAGCGAGCAUAUACCCAGACGACCCUCUGCUCCGUGAUGUGUAA
Messenger RNA from Parathielavia appendiculata, 939 nucleotides. RefSeq lists its product as uncharacterized. The record is from RefSeq and is a predicted model, not a curated record. The transcript has 4 exons. Bases 1 to 939 code for a protein of 312 amino acids. Lineage: Eukaryota; Fungi; Ascomycota; Sordariomycetes; Sordariales; Chaetomiaceae.